This is a messenger RNA of Cercospora beticola, 675 nucleotides long. RefSeq lists its product as uncharacterized. The record is from RefSeq and is a predicted model, not a curated record. Lineage: Eukaryota; Fungi; Ascomycota; Dothideomycetes; Mycosphaerellales; Mycosphaerellaceae.
AUGACGGACGCAAUGGAGGUCAAGUCCCAAGACUAUGAGCGUCUUAUUGCUCGGGUCCACGCUCUCCCACGGGAACUGAUGUACACCAUUCUCGAAUACAAGCUCAUGUCAACUCUGGAAGACGAGCAACUCCCGGUCAACAACGACAUCGUCUCGAUCAACUUCCAUUACAAGCCACCAUGGCAGCUAUCUUUCAGUCCUGUCAGCCGUCGUGCAGUAUCCGCCUUCUACUACGGGAGUUUCACCUUCCACACGAGUCUUCUCCCAGGACUCUCGGAGCAGCUUACGAGAAAGUGGCUCGCGAGCCUGUCAUCGAAGAAUCGCAAAGCAGUCACCGCCCUGAAACUGGUCCAUCGCGAUAAGUUGAGAGUUUUCAACUCGCCGCCCAACGGAUACUCCUUGGCUCGGUUUAAAGCUAACACCAACGAACUUCGUCAGUUCGCGCGCAGCUGGUUCGUGGACGCUGGCUUUUCUGAAGUCAACAUUGAUGCUGUACAGUGGGAAGUGCAGUUCCAUGAAGUGACCCAUGUGAGGUGCUACAAAGUGUGGAUGACACACGAAGAGCUAGACAGGAUGCAUGAUGAGAUCAAGAACUCGGACAAAUCAAUCGCGGAUAAAUUCAAGUCGCUUCGUCGUCGGAUCGGUAUCGAUGUGGUCAAGGAGAAGUGGCUAUGA